AUGUCUGUCGAAGCUUUGGAAGACGAGCUGUGCGAGAUUCUUGCAGACAAGCAGGCCUUCCAGCUGAGGCUCCGGCAGCUCCGCUCGGAGCUGCGCCUGGUGGAGGCCAGCGUGGAGGCGCUACAACAGAAGGAGAACUGGCUGUCUGGCGAGCUGGUCGGCGGCUUUUGGGCAAGGCGCUCAGCACGCAAGAGCAACUUGCCCUCUGUGGACGACUUUCUGGAAGGACGUGCAGGCUCCGAGGGCCCCAGGAUGUUCGAAUUGGAGGACGGCGAGGCCGACCUGUCGUGCCAAGAACACGACGACUGGGAGACCAUGCUGGACACCCUUGGCGUCGCGAGGUGCGGCUACUGCGGCCUGCGGCUGCCCCUGGACAUGGCCGUCAUCGAGCAGCACUCGAAGGAGUGUGCAGUGACCAGCCCCACCAACAAAGCGGCGUGUGCCGUCCCACGUUUGGCAAAGCGCAUUCAGACGGUGGCGAUGCUGUGCCGCUCGCCGUGGAUUCCAUGGAGUCGGGAUCCCAAUGUGCGGAAUGCCAUGCAGCGGUUGGACGCGGUUGGGAGCUGGAGCAGCAACGAGGAUCGUGUUUACACAUAG
Messenger RNA from Effrenium voratum, 597 nucleotides. Lineage: Eukaryota; Dinophyceae; Suessiales; Symbiodiniaceae. The record is from the annotation of a GenBank genome assembly.